Molecule: messenger RNA, 768 nt
Organism: Miscanthus lutarioriparius
Lineage: Eukaryota; Viridiplantae; Streptophyta; Magnoliopsida; Poales; Poaceae
Source: the annotation of a GenBank genome assembly
AUGAAGCGAACAGCUCAGCACGACGCGGGCGACGACGACGACAACCGCAGCGCUCGCAACCCGUUCGUCAGAGUCUCCUCUGGUCUCGUAGCCAUGAACCAAGCUGCGGCACCCAACAACGACAACGACAGGCGCCGCAUCCCCCGCGUCAUCCGCAACGCCGUCGACGGCGCGUGGGAGCGGCCACCCCACCACGCUGGCUACAGCCCGGCCGUGCCCGUCCAGAUGGCCGGCGCCCACCGCUGGGCGCGCUACGACGACGUCGUGUCCGCGCUGCGCUCCCUCGCCAACUCAAGCCUCCUCGAGCAGGAGGCCCGCGAGGACGCGAGGGCGACCAUUCGGGGCCUGUACCAGCACCCGACGCCGUUCGACACCGACGUCCGCUUCCCCGAGGCGGAGUUCUUCCUGUCCGUCGACCACGGCACGUUCGGGCAGUGCAUGAACCGCAUCCAGAAGGCGCUGCUGCAGGUGGAGGCGGCCACCAAGGGGUAUUUCUCGCAGCGCACCGUCACCGCGUGCGAGUCCUUCAUGGAAGCUGUCAAUUACGCGGCCGGAACGGCGACUCUGGUGUGGCCGGAGGAGCCCGGGAAGCCUGUGCUGUAUGACCGGGCUGUUUUCGAGGAGGCUUUCCAGCUGACCUGGACUGACGCGUGGGCCAUCAGAUGGUCUACUUUCACGCGAUGUGCUAAAAUCUGCCGAUUUCAUGCUUUGGUACGCGCAUCACCUAUUUCCAAGUUUCAAUUGUUUGUUGAGUUUGCUUAUAUUUGA